Molecule: messenger RNA, 2169 nt
Organism: Neoarius graeffei (lesser salmon catfish)
Lineage: Eukaryota; Metazoa; Chordata; Actinopteri; Siluriformes; Ariidae
Gene: mier1a
Product: mesoderm induction early response 1a, transcriptional regulator
Exons: 14
Coding region: 139-1326 (395 amino acids)
Biological process (GO): negative regulation of transcription by RNA polymerase II
Cellular component (GO): nucleoplasm
Molecular function (GO): transcription corepressor activity; histone deacetylase binding
Source: RefSeq, a predicted model, not a curated record
UCAAUAAUGGCGGAGGAAUUGGACUAAAGAAAGAUUCUGACUGCCAUAAACUGACAUACAACAGAAAUUCUCUCCAUAAGUGGAGCAAGUACCAAAGGCGUGCAGGAUCAAGACAGGGAUUUCGAGCCCACUGCAGACAUGCUGGUCCAUGACUUUGAUGAUGAGCAGACGAUGGAAGAGGAGGAGAUGAUGCAAGGAGAGACCAACUUCAGCGCCGAGAUAGACGACCUCACAAGAGAAGGAGAAAUGCCCCUUCAUGAGCUGUUAAAAAUGUAUGGCUACGGUGCAGCAGAUUCAGAGGAUGAAGGACCUGAAGAACAGGAUGUUUCAGAGAAUGACCAGAGCAGCAGUUCCCAUGGGAACGUUAAGACAAACAAGGAGCACAGAGAGGACGAGGACCAGAGAUGGUCCAGUGAGGACUCUCCUGACCGCAGCAGGACACACAGCACCACUCAGCUCCUCUGCUCUGAACCAUGCAGCUACUUUGAUGGUGAUGCUGACGAAUCUGAGGAUGAAGAUUAUAUUCCAUCUGAGGAGUGGAAGAAGGAAGUAAAGGUUGGGCCGAUGUACCAGGCUGAGACACCGACUGAGCUGUGCAAAUAUAAAGACAAUGAAAAAGUAUACGAGAACGAGGAUCAGCUUCUGUGGAACCCGGAGUUGCUGCCAGAAAACGAAGUGGUUGAAUUUUUAGCUGAAGCCUCCAGACGGGUCGAAGAGCAGACUGGAGUGGACGCCGUCCCAGAGCUGCCUCUAAUUAAAGACAACGAGGAGGCUCUCUAUGAGUUGAUAAAAUGCAAUUUUAAUAAAGAAGAAGCUUUAAAAAGACUGAGGUUGAACCCCAAGCCUGUUAAAGAUGAGCUGCCAGUGUGGACUGAGGAGGAAAGACGUGAAUUAGAGCAAGAGGAUGGAGUUUAUGGAAACGAUUUUAACCCCACGCAAGCUGAUAAGAUAAAACUCUGGAGGAGAAAACCUGAUCUUCAUCCUGGUGUCACGGACUCCAGAGAGCAGACACUGGCUCAGACGGAGAGCGCGACGGUCAGCCGAGCAGCCGCUGCUCCUACAGGAGUUUCCGACUGCAGUAGUCAGCAGUUAGAUUGUGAAGCAAGCAGCACAACACACAAUGGUUCCCGUUCUGUCGAUCCCACGUCCUCAUGUGGCUCAGAUCGCACCGCAUCAGACACCCAGCUUCAUUCCAGCCCUGAUCCCAGCAUCAGCAGCUCAAACACGGACGCCGUUAGACGACAGAGGGAGGACGAGGAGGGUUCAGAGAGACCGGUGAAAAAGCCGAAGACCGAGGUGGAGUUUCUCACAGCAGCAGCAGUCUAACCUGUUCAGAGAGGAUGCACAAGUUGCAGAUAUAUUCAGCUGCAUUUCAGGGAUUUAUUUGAAGAGAUCGAUGCUCUUGGAUGCUAUUCUGAUCUAAUUCAUAGCCCAAAGCAUCAUACUUUAAACAGCCCAAAGUUUCACGGAAGUCGUCUUUGUAACGAUCACAUUGCUCUGUGUAGGAUCAGGAUCCUCAAUAACAGAAGAACACAACUCAUAUUUAUAAAUCAAAUCGAGACAAAUAGGAAUGUUCCGGUCAGUGAUAUUCAUGGCCAGUGAUCUCAGACAGCUUUAACGGAGAUAUUUAAUAUCUAAUUCCUUUGCUGUGCUUGUACAAUACAGUAAUUUUAAGUUCUUUAAAUUACAGUCUGUAAACAAACCAAAACUCCAUUACCCAAAAUCGGACGCGUUCCACGACGGGCUGUUCGACGCUGUAUCUUUUUCCACAUGAACAGAUAUUUAAGGAACUUCCUUUUUCAUAGUAUUCCAAAAAGAAAACAAAGUUCUUUGUAAGAAAAUUUGUGCUUAUUUUUGUAUUUGAUAGCUAUUUAUAUUUUGUAUACAGUUCCGGUUGAGCACAUGCUUCCAGAGGAAAUGUAAGACUGAAUAUUUAUUUCUGAUGUACUCUGUGUACCUGUGUAAACACUAUUACACUAUCGUUUCAGCCUUGCACUGUUUUCUAAUGUUUAUACACCGAUUCCAUGAUGUCUGAAGGAUAUUAGUUGACCGAUUGUUUUAUGUUUUCUGUAUGUUUUUAAGUGGUAUUAAAAAUUUGACCAUAGUGCUACUAAAUAAGUGCCCUCUAAAUUUUCUUUUUUUAAAUUUCCUUAUUUGUCACAUUUCAUG